AUGCAGGAACUGCAGAGUGCAUAUGAUACCUAUGCCAGAACUGAGGAGUAUUACAAUGAGGCUGUGCAGCAGUAUCAGUCUGCAGAAGAUGAUUAUAAUUCCCGGAUAAGAGAUCUGGAAGCUGCAUCUGCGUCAGGUGAUGUAAACGCUGUUAAUGCGGCGAAUACUGCCCUGCAGAACUCUGCUCAGGCGUACAAUAAUGCAGUAGAUACUCUGAAACAGAGACAGACUGCAUAUAAUUCUAUGCUGAAUCAGAUUGCUAAUGCCGGGCUGAUUUCCGGGGAUGAAGCAAGGUACUAUCAGCAGAACAAUUCUGUUGAUAGGGUUGAUUUGUCGAAUGUUGAAGCUCUCGGCGGUGCUGUUACGAAGUCAGCUGAGCUGAGGUUCAAUUAUUCAGCACGCGCUGACGAUGUGCAGAAGGCAGCUGAUGCGUAUAAUGAACUGGCGGCUCAGUACAAUUCCGCAGCAUCCGCAGAAGAACGCGCUCAGCUUGAGGCAAAACUCAGUGAUGCCAUAGACGCAUACAACGAAGCAGCCACACAGUACAAUAUUGCAUGGCAAAAAGGUGUGCAGUCCGGGGAACUCUCAGGC
Cylicostephanus goldi is the source of this 591-nucleotide messenger RNA. Lineage: Eukaryota; Metazoa; Nematoda; Chromadorea; Rhabditida; Strongylidae. The record is from the annotation of a GenBank genome assembly.